UGUACACAACACUCUUAACACUGUUGUUACUUUUUCUCUGCCAAGUGGAAAGGCUAUAAGCAGUACAUUUACAUUACAUUUUAGUCAUUUAGCAGGGGCACUAUAAGGCAAAACGUGGAGCUCUUUACACAUUUAUUAAAUAUGACCGGUGCAACGCGAACCAGAGGGUUUGGGCUGAAGAGUCCAUUCGUUCUAGGGUCAACAUGGAUAAGCCACACCACCAGCCAGCCUAAAACAGUUUGGAGCAUCAUCUGAAGAAGAAGAAGAAGAAUGUAUGUAUGAUGCUCUCCAAUCCUAUGAUCUAGGUCUAGAAACUCAAUAACAGCAAAUUUUCUUAGAACACUAUGGUUAGGUGACCUCAGAUCACACUCACUGACUAGUGGUUGCCAUGGCUUUAAAAAAUGGAUACUCCAUCAACUCCACCCCACUGGACGAGAGUGGAGAGACUACACCCCUACUUAAAAAAGAAGUGGUGGAUGUUGAUGAUUCAGUGCCUCCACAAUGUUGCUCUGCACGCUGCAAUCUGGCCAUCAUGAUGUUCUUCGGAUUCUCCGUCGUCUACGGUCUCCGUGUCAAUCUAAGUGUUGCCAUGGUUGCCAUGGUCAAUGGGACCAAUAGCCAACCAUCUCUCAACAGCUCAGGUGGCCAUGAGUGCCCAGUGUCCUCCCACAGGUACAACAACAGCAGCCAAACCCCAGACCAACCAGACGGGAUACCUCAGUACUCGUGGGAUUCUCAGACUCAGGGCCUGCUGCUGGGGGCGUUCUUCUUUGGCUACCUGGUGACUCAGAUCCCCGGGGGUUACCUGGCUGGACACUUUGGGGGGAGUAUCUUCCUGGGGGGAGGGGUGCUGGGCACCGCAGCCCUCACCCUCCUCACCCCACUGGCAGCCCAGCUAGGACCCUACUGGCUGUUUGGGUUACGGGCACUGGAGGGAUUUGGGGAGGGGGUGACGUUCCCAGCCAUGAUGGCCAUGUGGGCUCGCUGGGCUCCCCCUCUAGAGAGGUCUCGUCUUAUGACCCUGUCGGGGUCAGGGGCCAACUUUGGGGCCUUUGUAGCCCUGCCCCUCACCGGCUUCAUCUGUCACAGUCUGGGCUGGCCCGCUGUCUUCUACAUGUGUGGGGGUGCUGGUUGCAUUUGGGCAGUGUUCUGGUUCAUUCUGGUGUCUGACCAGCCUGGCACUCAUCCACGAAUCAGCACAAGAGAAAAAGAUUACAUCAUCAACUCCAUAGGAAAAGAGGGUGGUGCCCAUGGCUGGUCAGUCCCUUUUUUACCCAUGAUGCUCUCUGUUCCCCUGUGGGCCAUCAUAGUGUCUCAGAUGUGUGCCAACUGGGGUUACUACACUCUGCUCACCUCACUACCCACCUAUAUGGACACAGUGCUUCACUUUGACCUCCGACAGAAUGCCUUUCUCUCAGCUCUGCCCUACCUGGGUGGCUGGGCCUUCUCAGUGAUAUCAGGUGUAGUAGCUGACAGCCUCCUGGAGAAGGAGCUGUUGAGUGUAACAGCGGUCCGCAAGAUUUUCACUAUCACAGGUCUGCUGCUGCCUGCAGCGUUCCUGGUUGCUGUGGGCUACUCCGGCUGCAGUGGCGUGUUGGCUGUGACCUUCCUCACCCUCUCUACAACUGUAGGAGGCACCAGUGCAGCCGGGGUCUUCAUCAACCAGAUAGACAUUGCUCCACGGUAUGCAGGGGUGCUUUUAGGAAUCACCAACACUUUCGCGACUAUCCCAGGUGUGGUCGCGCCCAUCGUCACAGGUUACCUCACCAAAGAUCACUCCUUGGCGGGAUGGAGGAGUGUGUUCUGUCUAUCGGCCGGGAUCAGCGCCGGAGGAGCGCUUGUCUUCACCUUGUUUGGCAGCGGGAAGAUCCAGAAAUGGGCCCUGGCAGAGGAGGAUCAAGAGCAGGCAGAAACAGAGAGAGACAGGUUAAUCCCUACAUGACAGACAGACAUGACCUAAAGGGAAUAGGAUCUGUAAGAUAUAAGGUGACCUCAGGUUAACUUAACUCCCCAUCAAAUGGUUUUAAAAAGGAAGGACCAGUGCAUUUGAACAGUCUCUUAGUACAUUGUGUUGGGAAUGGGACCCUAUAUCAAAUACAAUAUUCAUGAUAGGAUUAGGGACUAUUUUAAAUGCCCUCUUUAUAUUCCAAAUGCUUUUCUUUAGUAUUGUUUACAACAAUCUGUUUCUGACCACGUUUGGUAUUUAUACUGAACAAAAAUAUAAACGCAACAUGUAAAGUGUUGGUCCCAUGUUUCAUG
Molecule: messenger RNA, 2259 nt
Organism: Coregonus clupeaformis (lake whitefish)
Lineage: Eukaryota; Metazoa; Chordata; Actinopteri; Salmoniformes; Salmonidae
Product: sialin-like
Exons: 12
Coding region: 389-1942 (517 amino acids)
Biological process (GO): monoatomic anion transport; transmembrane transport
Molecular function (GO): transmembrane transporter activity
Source: RefSeq, a predicted model, not a curated record